GCCCGCGGUCCGUGCCAUCUGUGGCGGCCGCGCCGGUUCAGAUCGCGGAGUGUGCGCGUCCCUGCGGGCACACCUUCUCCAGGACCAUGUUCAAGAAAUUUGACGAGAAGGAGAGCGUGUCCAACUGCAUCCAGCUGAAAACGUCCGUCAUUAAGGGUAUUAAGAGCCAGCUGACGGAGCAGUUUCCGGGGCUCGAGCCGUGGCUGCAUCAGAUCAUGCCCAAGAGAGAGGCGGUGAAGAUGGUGCGGUGCCACGAGCACACGGAGAUCCUCACGGCGAGCGGGGAGCUGCUCUUCUUCCGGCAGCGCAAGGGCCCCUUCUACCCCACGCUGCGCCUGCUGCACAAGUACCCCUUCAUCCUGCCGCACCAGCGCGUCGACAAGGGGGCCAUCAAGUUCGUGCUCAGCGGCGCCAACGUCAUGUGCCCGGGCCUGACGUCCCCCGGGGCCAAGCUGUGCCCCGCCGCCGUGGACACCAUCGUGGCCGUCAUGGCCGAGGGAAAAGAGCACGCCCUGUGCGUGGGCGUCAUGAAGAUGGCAGCCGGAGACAUUGAGAGAGUCAACAAGGGGAUCGGCAUCGAAAAUAUCCACUAUCUAAACGACGGGCUGUGGCACAUGAAGACCUACAAGUGAGCCUUGGAAGGGACGUACUAAAUGCAGACGCUGCGCUGUACGUGUGUCUGUAUGUGACAUCGCGAAGACAGCGCCUCUGCGGCUAUUCGCAAAAAGCCAACAGAUAACCUUAAAAAUAAAAUAAAUUAAAUAAAUAAAUAAAUAAAAAGAGAGA
Messenger RNA from Jaculus jaculus (lesser Egyptian jerboa), 786 nucleotides. Its product is annotated as malignant T-cell-amplified sequence 2-like. The coding region runs from base 87 to 632 and encodes 181 amino acids. The record is from RefSeq and is a predicted model, not a curated record. Gene Ontology annotation, biological process: formation of translation preinitiation complex. Lineage: Eukaryota; Metazoa; Chordata; Mammalia; Rodentia; Dipodidae. Gene Ontology annotation, molecular function: RNA binding. The transcript has a single exon.